AUGGUUAAAGCCGUCGUUGUUGUUGCUGGUGAUGCCAAAGGCAAUAUUUUUUUCGAACAACAAUCGGAAAAUGGGCCUGUAACUGUGACUGGUGAAAUAACCGGCUUGGCACCGGGACAACAUGGUUUCCAUGUACAUGAAUUUGGUGACAAUACAAAUGGUUGUACAUCAGCCGGACCACAUUUCAAUCCAUACAAAAAGGAUCACGGUGCACCAAAUGCCGAAGUUCGACAUGUCGGUGAUUUGGGAAAUAUUACAGCUGAUGCAAGUGGUUCGGCCAAAGUUAAUUUGACCGAUUCAUUGAUUUCGUUGCAAGGACCAAACAGUAUCAUCGGUCGUACCGUUGUCGUACAUGCUGAUGUUGAUGAUUUGGGCUUGGGUGGCCAUGAAUUGAGCAAAACUACAGGAAAUGCCGGUGGACGAAUUGGUUGUGGUGUUAUUGGAUUUUGCAGCGCAUAAAUAUUUUUGAUUAUUCUUUUUUUUGGGAAGCGCGCAUACAUUCGGAAAUACAUAUAUCACUUUUAUGGUUUAUAUGGCUAUUUAAUUAAAUAAAUAUUCAUAAAAUGAAUAAAAAAAAAUAA
Contarinia nasturtii (swede midge) is the source of this 581-nucleotide messenger RNA. RefSeq names its product superoxide dismutase [Cu-Zn] (gene Sod1). The record is from RefSeq and is a predicted model, not a curated record. Gene Ontology annotation, molecular function: superoxide dismutase activity; copper ion binding. The coding region runs from base 1 to 459 and encodes 152 amino acids. The transcript is spliced from 2 exons. Lineage: Eukaryota; Metazoa; Arthropoda; Insecta; Diptera; Cecidomyiidae. Gene Ontology annotation, biological process: removal of superoxide radicals.